AUGAACGACUCGACCAUACGAGAAAAGACAGGUCAUACUCUUCCGGCACUUCAGUCUGUACAGGGCAGCUUUACCAGCCUCGACCUCGCCAUCGUGUACCUGGAAUCCCAUCCUGGUAGCCCAGCCGGAGAAACCACGGUCGACCAGGCACAACUGGUGCGAAAAAUUGACAGGCAUAUUGUGCCCAUCGCGCUUGCUGCGUUUACGCUGCAAUUCCUGGAUAAAUUCGACAUCAACGUAAACUCACAGUAUGCGGCCGUGAUGGGACUCAAUCAGGAUCUCAAGCUUAUUGGCAACGACUUCAAUAACGCUGCCAGUGCCAUGUACAUCGCCAACUUAAUCGCCGAACUUCCUACUGGCGCGUUAUGCAUAACGAUACUCUUGUCGAAAGUUGAUGAUGUUUCAGGUUACAUCGUGCAGAAAGUACGACCAGGGAAGUGGUUGGGCUUCAACAUGAUUCUUUGGGGCGUUGUCACGGCUUGCAUGGCCGCCGUCAACAACUACCGUGGCUUAGUGGCCACCCGGAUCAUGAUUGGCAUUCUCGAGGCGGCAACUGCACCGUGUCUGAUGCUCAUAACUGGUAUGUGGUACACUAAAUCGGAAGCUGUGAUUCGUUUUGCCAUCUGGUAUUGUGGGUUGGGUAUUGCUCAGAUGCUUGGCAGCCUUUUAUCAUGGGGUUUCCAAAAGGUGCACCAUGAGGCACUCUCAGGCUGGCGAAACAUGUUCCUUGUCCUGGGCUGCGUGACCGCAGCUACAGGUAUUUGGGCUCUUUGUUCCAUGCCCGAUUCACCAAUGGAAGCGUCGUGGCUCACGGAAGCAGAGAAAAGGGUUGCAAUUCAGCGUGUUUCCGUCAAUCAGACAGGGAUCAAGAACACCCACUUCAAAUGGCAGCACUUGCGCGAGCUCGUUCUUGACCUACAAAUAUGGCUGAUGACCUGCCUCAUCAUCGUCACUUCCCUCACAUCUGGUGUUAUAUCGUUCUAUUCGACCACCCUCAUCCGCAACUUCGGAUUCUCGCCUCAAAGAAGCGCGUUAUUGAACAUGCCGAGCGGAGCUGUCUCUCUGCUCUCGUGCCUCGCAACAGCGUACAUAGCCCACCGGUACAAUGCCCGCGCACUAUCUAUGACGGUUUUUUGCUGUCUGGCUGCAAUGGGCUCGGGACUGAUGUCGUUUCUCCCGUCGAAUCAACGUGCCGGCCUUCUUGCAGGCGUGUAUCUGGUCAAUAUGGAAACUGUCACCUUGUUCCUCGUCUUCUGUCUCACCACCGCUAAUGUCGCGGGACAAACCAAACGUGUCGCCGCUAACGCGCUCAUUUCGGGUGCCUUCUCUGUUGGCAACAUUAUCGGUCCCCAGUUGUUCAAGCCCAAAGACGCUCCGCAAUACAUUCCUGCCAAAAUUAUACUUUUGGUGACUGAAAUCGCCACAGCUUUGUUUGCGGCGGCGUUAAGGGUAUACUAUGGAUGGCAGAACAGCGUUCGCGACAAAGCAUUCCAAGAGGAACUCAACCAAAGCCGAGAGGCGAAGCCAGAUAACCUUGAGUGGCGAAACUUAACCGACCGCGAAAACGAAACUUUCAGAUACAAGUACUGA
Messenger RNA from Mycena indigotica, 1590 nucleotides. Its product is annotated as MFS domain-containing protein. Gene Ontology annotation, molecular function: transmembrane transporter activity. The transcript is spliced from 9 exons. The record is from RefSeq and is a predicted model, not a curated record. Lineage: Eukaryota; Fungi; Basidiomycota; Agaricomycetes; Agaricales; Mycenaceae. Gene Ontology annotation, cellular component: membrane. Gene Ontology annotation, biological process: transmembrane transport. The coding region runs from base 1 to 1590 and encodes 529 amino acids.